AUCCCAAAGCGGCGGCUUCGUAAACGCGUGAUUGCCGCAAGUGUUGUGGAUUCCUUUUGACUUCGAAGUUUUUUCACCCAAUACAUCCGCAGCAUAAUGAAGGCCAUGCAGAGACCGAUCAUCCUUUUGAAAGACGGAACCGAGUCGCACCAAGGCAAACCUCAAGUGAUUUCAAACAUCAAUGCUUGUCAAGUUAUCAGCGAUGCGGUGAGGACUACGCUGGGUCCUCGUGGAAUGGAUAAAUUGAUGGUCGAUUCGAAAGGAAAGACAAUUAUUUCCAACGAUGGAGCGACCAUUAUGAAGCAACUGGAUAUUGUUCACCCAGCGGCCCGCACUCUGGUCGAUAUUGCCAAGAGUCAGGACUCUGAGGUCGGCGAUGGGACCACAUCGGUUGUCUUGCUAGCUGGUGAAUUUUUGAAACAGGCCAAACCAUACGUGGAGGAACACGUCCACCCUCAGGUCAUCGCUAGAUCCUACAGGAAAGCCUCGUGCAUGGCCAUUGAUAAAAUCCGCGAAAUCGCCGUUACGGUCGACAAAGGAGCCGAAACUCGUGCACUCCUGGAGAAAUGCGCGAUGACAACAUUGAGCUCUAAGCUCGUGGCUUCGAAAAAAGAAUUCUUCGCGAAAAUGGUCGUAGACGCUGUGAUGCAACUCGACGAGUUGCUGCCCCUCAACAUGAUUGGUAUCAAGAAAGUCUCCGGAGGAGCUCUGGAGGACUCGGUUCUAGUUUCGGGAGUCGCCUUCAAGAAGACUUUCUCCUAUGCUGGAUUCGAAAUGCAGCCGAAAAAGUACCACAAUCCGAAAAUCGCCUUGUUGAACAUCGAGCUAGAGCUUAAGGCUGAGAGGGACAAUGCCGAAGUCAGAGUCGAUAGCGUCGAAGAGUACCAAAACAUCGUCGAUGCCGAGUGGAACAUCCUCUACGAUAAGCUAGCGAAGAUCCACGCUUCCGGUGCUAAAGUCGUUCUCAGCAAGCUGCCUAUCGGAGACGUGGCCACGCAGUAUUUCGCCGACCGCGAUAUGUUCUGUGCUGGACGCGUUGCCGAAGAAGAUCUCAGGAGAACCAUGAAAGCUUGCGGCGGAUGCGUUCUGACGACUGUCCAGGACCUGAAGGAUUCCAACCUUGGAUCUUGCGAAAAAUUCGAAGAGAACCAAAUCGGAGGCGAGCGUUACAACAUAUUCACGGGCUGUCCCAAUUCGAAAACCGUCACCAUGAUCUUGCGAGGAGGAGCUGAACAGUUCAUCGAGGAGACCGAGCGUUCCCUGCACGAUGCCAUCAUGAUCGUCCGUCGUGCCGUGAAGAACGAUGCCGUCGUCGCUGGAGGUGGAGCAAUCGAGAUGGAACUCAGCAAAUACCUCAGAAACUACUCGAGGACGGUCGCUGGAAAAGAGCAGCUCUUGAUCGCGGCUUUCGCCAAGGCGCUCGAGGUCAUUCCACGGCAACUGUGCGACAAUGCUGGAUUCGAUGCGACCAACAUUUUGAACAGGCUGCGUGAACGUCACGCCAAGGGGGAUAAAUGGUCUGGAGUCGACAUCAAUAACGAGGACAUCGCAGACAAUCUCGAGGCGUGCGUCUGGGAACCAGCGGUUGUGAAAAUUAACGCUCUCACUGCCGCGACGGAAGCAGCCUGCCUCAUACUUUCCGUCGACGAGACCAUCAAAGCGCCGCAAAGUAAUACCGACCCGACGGCCGGGAGACCUUUCUAGAUUCGCUCGUUCUGUGUUCAGGCGAAUGAGGCUAUCACUAAUAAACUAUUGAGACUUUUUCGGCUCACAUAACAUAU
Messenger RNA from Galendromus occidentalis (western predatory mite), 1781 nucleotides. It is a transcript of the gene CCT7, whose product is annotated as chaperonin containing TCP1 subunit 7. Gene Ontology annotation, biological process: protein folding. Gene Ontology annotation, molecular function: ATP-dependent protein folding chaperone; ATP hydrolysis activity; ATP binding. Lineage: Eukaryota; Metazoa; Arthropoda; Arachnida; Mesostigmata; Phytoseiidae. Bases 97 to 1704 code for a protein of 535 amino acids. The record is from RefSeq and is a predicted model, not a curated record. The transcript is spliced from 7 exons.